AUGGAGGCGGCGGCCGCGGGCGGCGGGGCCGGGGGGCAGUCGGCAUCCCAGCGCCGGGCCGAGCUGCGGCGAAGGAAGCUGCUGUUGAACUCGGAGGAGCGGAUCAACCGGAUCAUGGGCUUCCACCGCCCCGCGGCCAAGGGUGAUGACACUCUCUCUGAAUCAAAACUUCAGCUUGAACUAGAGAAGUCCAACUCCCUCCCUGUCCCCUCAGUUUCAAAGCGAAUUGUGCUGGGUGAUGCUGUCUGUAGUCUGGCAGGAACAGCUGAUCAUGCAAGUGGCAUUGCGGAGCUCAAGGGAGACAAAAAGGACUUGUUCAGCAAAACUCCUGAGCUUGGUGGUGAGGGUCCCAGUGAGCUCCGGCAUCGCAGCAGAGGGGAGUUGCCACCCGAACCUGCACAGCGAGCACCACGACAUGGGUUAGAUCAGUACAUCUCGAGAUUUGAUGAAGCAAUGAAGCUAAGGAACCAGUUGAUGAGUGAGAAGCCAAGUCAAGAGAAUGGGAAUGCAGGGGAGGAGUUUGAUUCUUUUCGGAUUUUUAGACUCGUGGGCUGCGCCCUUCUUGCCAUCGGAGUCCGAGCCUUCGUGUGCAAGUAUUUGUCAAUAUUUGCUCCAUUUCUUACUCUACAACUUGCCUACAUGGGAUUGUCCAAGUAUUUUCCAAAGUGCGAGAAGAAAGUGAAAACUACGGUAUUAACUGCUGCUCUUUUAUUGUCGGGGAUCCCUGCAGAAGUGAUUAGUCGCUCCAUGGACACCUAUAGCAAAAUGGGAGAUGUCUUCACAGAUCUUUGUGUCUACUUCUUUACUUUUAUUUUCUGCCAUGAACUGCUGGUGUUUUUUGGUUCUGAUGCACCGUGAGGGCUUGUAGACCUCAAAGCAGCAGUUACACACAUUUUUUGCGUUCUGUAUUCCUGUAACAUCUGUGGAUAUGCAAACUGGCUUAGACCUUUAAUUUAAUUCUUAUCUGUUGGAAUGCUCGACAGGCAUCUUAAAGUCACUCAUUUGUGAAUGGAUAAACAGGGUUUCAGGGUGGGAGUGGUCUUAGUACAGUGUAUUCAGCUAUUGUUUCUGCACAUGGCAAAUGUGAAGAAUAGAGUGCAAGUGUCAGUGAUUGAUUUCCUUUACUUGUUUAACUAGAAGACAUCCUUCUUCCUCCACCCCUGACAUCACUUGAAUUGCUGCUCCCUUUUGGCUCAGCAGUGUGAGAGCACAAAUGUGCUUUCACGAAGCCCAUAUGUAUACACGUUGCAACUGGAUACACGUAAGGACUGCUCUUCUGGUGUUGCUUCCAUAUUUAAAAAAAUCCAUGACUAAUAUAAAAUGAAUCCUUAUAUUCAGACUCUGAAUGCUGAAUAAAAAAGCCUGAGGCUUUUGCAGUGGGGUUGCCUGACACAUGCCUCUUCAUUGUCCUGUGGCUUGGAGCUCUCAUCCUCUCUUGGUGCCAUAAAUUAUUUGUUGUGCCAGUAACAGACUUCAAGUGAGGAUUCUAGAGUGAAAAAAAUCCUGUUGGCCUACAAAUGCUAUUAAUUGUGAAGCAAGAAGGCAUGUGUGCUGCUGGUCUCAAAUGUUUCCAUGAGCUCUUUAAUCCUAGCCCUAAUUUUACCCCGGCUUUCGUGUACACCCUACUUGCGCUCUUCUUUAGACAGUUCAUUUUCUACAGUGAAAGCUGCACUCAGGCACCCCAUUCUCUCAAGCAGUUGCUUCAAUAGUCAUCAAAUAUAGCAGUUUUAUUCAACUUUUAGUUAACAAGGGAACAAUUUUUUUUCCUGGAUCUUUGCAAGGGUGCUUAAAACAAUUUUAACUGACAUCUAUAUUCUGUGUUUCUUUUCCUCUGUUUAUAGAAAAAGACAUUUGCAUGUAAACAUGGCCUUAAUUGCUUAGUUCUGCUCCCGCUGCUUAAUAGUGCUGCUGCUCAAUAGCCUAAAUCGAGCCCUUGGUUAGCAUUCAGCAGAGCUAUUUAUAUGUUAACUGACUUGCUAAUUCCUCUCUUCUACAUUUUGGUCUGAAGUCCCUCCAAAUAAGCCACAGUAGGCAUACUUAUUCAAAUCCUAAGUACGGAAACAGGCAAGGAACAAGAAUUCUUAUCACCAUGUUAUUUUGAGUUGAUUCCCAUAUGAAGAUCAAUGUGCGGGUGUGGAGGGAGGGGGUGGAAACUGACACCUUUUCUGGAGCAGAUGUAGAAGCAGCGAGGAGGGAUGGGGGGCUCCCACAGCAGAUGCCUUCUGCUCUCUAGGGGGGAGGGUAGCAGUCGUUCUGCCCCAGUCCAGGAGAAAUCUGGCCUUAGUGGGAUGGUGUAAACUGGAACGGGCUAUUUGAGGAGGGAUCUCCAUCAGCCAACCCUUCCCAUUACCCGUAUUUGGAUAUUUGCUGCUACUGUAUCUGAACCUGGUGUUAUCCUUAACCUGUUGUCUUCGGUGUAUUAUUUAUUUGAAGCAUCCAGGUGAAGUAGACUGACACCAGAUUUUCAAUUGGGAGGGGAUGCCUGGUUAUGUUGCUAACAGUUUUGCCUCCUAUUUAAUCUGGUUUUGUGUUUCUCAAGUAAACAGGACUCUACUUUCUGCUUAA
Messenger RNA from Gavialis gangeticus (Gharial), 2565 nucleotides. It is a transcript of the gene CAMLG, whose product is annotated as calcium modulating ligand. The transcript has 4 exons. Gene Ontology annotation, biological process: tail-anchored membrane protein insertion into ER membrane. Lineage: Eukaryota; Metazoa; Chordata; Crocodylia; Gavialidae. The record is from RefSeq and is a predicted model, not a curated record. Gene Ontology annotation, cellular component: GET complex. Bases 1 to 858 code for a protein of 285 amino acids.